AUGUGCUGGUGAAUGUUCGACGUCACAGCCACAGGCAGCAGAAGGAUGGGCGAGAGUUGUGUGUACCUUGCAGCUGCUUCAUGGCAAUAGAGAGAGAUGGCGUCCGCAUCCCGAUGAAUAAGCAAAAAAAGAAGAGGAAAAAGGAUGAUGAUGGACCCUACGCCUAGAGGGGAAACCGUUUAAUUCAAUCUCUCUUUCACAAUCAUUUCGCUCCGGGGAUGUUAACGCCCUUUUCAUGCGUUUUUAAACUCCUCGGCUGAUUCCUUCCAACCGAGGAGGUGUGAGGAUUGUUGUCAGGUACAUCUGUUUUAUUCCUCCGCUUCUCUGCCCAUCCGACGCAGGGGCGAGGAGGAGAGGAGGAAAGGGGGAGAGAGGGAGGGCGAUGGCUGCUGGAGGAGGAUGCGGGGAGACGGUGGAGCAGUGCCGGGCGGAGGUGGAGCGUUUGACCCGUGAGCUGGCAGAGGCGAACCGGGAGAAGAUUCGGGCUGCGGAGUGCGGUCUGGUGGUUCUGGAGGAGAACCAGACCCUGAAGCAGCAAUAUUCGGAUCUAGAGGCCGAGCAAGAGGCGCUCCGACAGGAGCUGGAGCAGCUACAAGAGGCAUUUGGCCAGACCUUCUCCACCCAGCGUAAGGUGGCUGCGGACGGGGAGACCAACGAGGAGACCCUCCUGCAGGAGUCAGCCACUAAGGAGGCCUACUACAUGGGUCGCCUCCUGGGGAUCCAGUCAGAGCUCAAACAGAGCCGGGCCGUCACAGUUAACACACAGGCCGACAACGAACACCUCAGUACCCUGCUGCAGGAGCUCGGAGAGAGUAAUGAGAUGUUGGAGCUGCAGCGGAGCCGGAUGAGAGAGGAGAUCAGGGAGUAUAAGUUCAGAGAGGCCCGACUCCUACAGGACUAUACUGAGCUGGAGGAGGAGAACAUCAUCCUGCAGAAACUAGUGUCCACACUCAAACAGAACCAGGUGGAGUACGAGGGGUUAAAGCAUGAGAUCAAGGUUCUGGAGGAGGAGACCGAGCUGCUGAACAGUCAGUUAGAAGACGCCUUACGUCUCAAAGACAUCUCCGAGGCCCAGCUAGAGGAGGCCCUGGACUCCCUGAAGAGCGAGCGGGAGCAGAAGAAGCACCUCCGCAAGGAGCUGGUCCACCACCUCAGCCUGUGUGACGUCCAAUACACCGGCAGCGCCCACCUCACUUUCACCUCAGCGCCACCUAGUGGCACGGCUACGCCUGUCGCCGCCCUGUCGCCCAGCUCAGAGGAGCCGAGCAGAUGUAACGGGCAUCUACAUGGAGGGUCAGGAACUGGGACGGGGACGGGGUCGCUGCCCAGGGCCAAUGGAGAGUGUCGGGGAGAGGGGAUGGUGUCGGAUCUGUUCAGUGAGAUGAACCUGACAGAGAUACAGAAGCUCAGGCAGCAGCUGCUACAGGUGGAGCGAGAGAAAACUGUGCUGUUGAUCAGCCUGCAAGAGUGUCAGACGCAGCUGCAGCAUACACAGGGUGCCCUGAACGAGCAGCACGAGAGGGCUCUCCGCCUCAGCGAGCGAGUCACCGCCCUCAGGCACCUGCACCGGGAGGCCCAGCUCGCCCAGGAGGCCCAGCACGACCAGGAGGCCCACCUCAACCGAGAGGCCCUGAUGGAGCAGGGAGAAGAGGAAGAGGAGGAGAAAGAGAGGGGAUUAAUACACAGCAGGGGCCAGGCAUUCUGCCACCAGACCCCGGGUCUGGAGAUCCUGCAGUGUAAAUACAGGGUGGCUGUAACCGAGGUGGUCGAGCUAAAGGCUGAGCUGAAGUGUCUGAGAGAGAGGUACAACCAGUGUGUGGAGGGCGGGGUGGAGGAGAGGACGCGGGGAGAGGCCCAGCACAGAUCUCUGGAGCAGCAGGUGGGGAGGCUGGAGAGGAGCUGCCGGGAGGGUAGGGAGAGGGUGGGGGGCCUGGAGACAGAGCUGAGAACAGCCAAGAACAUGGCCAGUGAGAGCCAGGGGGCGCUCAACGCAGCGCAGGACGAACUGGUCACCUUCAGCGAGGAGCUGGCUCAACUUUACCACCACGUCUGCCUCUGUAACAAUGAGACGCCCAACCGCGUGAUGCUAGACUACUACAGACACGGCAGAGGACUGAGGGGUAUCAGUGCCUCACUCAAGGGUGACGACAGCCGCGUUCUACUCACGCCCCGCCUCGCCCGGCGGCUCGCAGCAGCUGUUGCCACGGCAACCUCGUCAUCCACGGCGGAGUCUCGUAGCCCCUCGGAAUCCCCAUCCAAAGAGCGGUUGUCAGGAGAGGGGGGCCGGGACAGGGACAGUCCUGUACCCCGCACCCCUCUUACGGGCUCCCCCAGCAUCAGUGCCUCUUCCUCAUCUUCAUCAUCAUCGUCACCUGCGGUAGAGCCAGCUGGAGACCUGCGUAGGGAACCCAUGAACAUCUAUAACCUCAACGCCAUCAUCAGAGAGCAGGUGAGGCACCUCCAGAGGGCAGUGGACCGGUCACUCCAGCUGUCCAGACAGAGGGCUGCAGCCAGGGAACUGGCCCCACUGUUUGACAAGGACAAAGAGGCCUGUAUGGAGGAGAUACUGAAGCUCAAGUCCCUGCUCAGCACCAAGAGAGAACAGAUAGCUACCCUCAGACUGGUGCUCAAAGCUAACAAACAGACUGCAGAGAAUGCCCUGGCCAACCUGAAGAGUAAGUAUGAGAAUGAGAAGCACAUGGUGACAGACACCAUGAUGAAGCUGAGGAACGAGCUGAAGGCCCUGAAGGAGGACGCUGCCACCUUCUCAUCGCUCAGAGCCAUGUUCGCCACCAGGUGUGACGAGUAUGUGACUCAGCUGGAUGAGAUGCAGAGGCAGCUGGCUGCGGCGGAGGACGAGAAGAAGACUCUCAACUCCCUCCUGCGUAUGGCCAUCCAGCAGAAGCUAGCCCUGACCCAGCGCCUGGAGGACCUAGCCUUCGACCAGGAGCAGUCACACCGCACCCGCGGCGGCAAGGUGGCCCGCAUGAAGAGCAGCACCCCCAAAGUAAGUCCCGGUCCUCCCUCAAGCCCCACCACCGGCGCUGGCGCCCCCUUAAGCCCGACCUCUGCUACUACAGACGGCCUAGCCCUGGGCUCCCCUACGUUACAUCAUAGACACCCCCUCAGCCCCUCCUCCACGGCCCCCUCAGGCCCCACAGUACCAGGCAGCCCCCACUCCCUGGAGGAGCCCUCCUCCUCCUUGACCCCCCCAUCCACCCCCCACAUGCUGGCUCACUCCCAGUGGGCCCUGGGUGUCCGGACAUUAGAGGUCGACUCCCACAGUUUCAGUCUAGACUCCCAUAGUUUUAGUUUAGCACGUAGCACUACUGGGCUCUCCAGGCAUUACUCCUCAGACUCACGGCCGUCUCCUAGCAGGGGUGCUCAGCCUGGCUCGGCCCCCUCCUCCCCCUACCGUUCUCCCAUACUGGGGUCUCGCCGGUUGACGUGGAGCUCCCCUCGAACUCGCCCCCUUACCAACCUGACACGUACCUCAGCCCUUUAUACCCCCUCUUCUUACACCCCUCCUAGUUCCUAUAUCCCUUCUAGUUCUUACACCCCUUCCUCCCCUUAUACCCCCUCCAGUUCCUAUACCCCUUCAUCUGCUCAUUACUCCCCUUCAUCAUAUACCCCACCCUCUUCAUACACCCCCCACACUUCAUAUAGCCACAUCAGCAGCUACAGUCCCCUCUACCCUAGGUACUACGGUUCCCAUCGACCCCCUCACUGACACUAAACUACAGUUCCCAUAAACCUCCUCACUGACAACACUACAAAUCCGAUGAGUCCCCUCUCUAAACAGAACUACAGAUUCCAUCUGCCCCUUCAGACGGCAAAAUCUUUAAUGACGCUAAACUACAUUUCCCAUCAGCCCCUGGGGGAGUGGGUGGGGCUCACAGAGAGGAGGACAGACUGGUUUCCUGUUUCUUGUGCCUAAGCCUCUGGCCUCGAUGCAGCAUGUGGAUGUGGCUCUGUAUCGACGUGAAUGUUCAGACUGACUUUCCUCAGGGAUUUAACACAACAUGGAGCACAAGUGGCCCUGCCUUCCUCUUAUUCACAGACUGUUGAUCAGUCGAAACUACAGGAGAGACAGGACACUUUACAGACCAUACAUACACAGUAGUUUUGGUCUUGCCCUUUAAAUCAAAUCACCAUCCACAAAACGAAUGAAUAUGUGUGCAGGACCUUACUGCUGUAUGGAAAGACAGAUGAGAAGGACAUUUAGGUUAACUGGACAUUUGAAGGAAUUUUUUCACGUUGGACUGAGGUCUCGACAGAUCAACCACUUACUUGACAGUGUUAUUCUCUCUCUGUUUUUAAUGAAAAUCACACAUACUGUAACCAAAUGUCAUUCAAAGCAAGUAUUGGAUAAGACCGAUAAGUGAUUAUGGAUUGUUUGCUAUUUUUAAUUGUUCAGUUAUUACUCACAGCUCUGUACACACUGUCCUCACAAUGUUAUUGCGGUCAUCCUCACAUCUGCUGUGUAAGCACUGGCACAUCUUUAGUCUAGCACCACCCAAUGGCAGUUUGUAAUAUCACCAUAUAUUCAGGAGUUAGAGACUGAAGACUUACGUCGAGGUUGAAGAUCAUAUUAAACCUGUAACAUAAAUGACCUGGAAUCAGCACACCAUGAUGGUUUUAAUGUUAGCAUUAUGAGACAGAGCGAGCUAGGUGAUUCUGGGUUUCAUAUCAGUAGGCGAGACAGACAGUGAGCUGUAGCUACACAGCACCCCUAGUGCCUCGGAGGGUAACUCCAGAGGAACACAACAGCAUAGAUGGAUGAAUGUAAUAGAUAGAAACUCACUCACCACCAAACUCAGGGAAGCUGACACACACACUUUUCAACUGGGGUUCAACAAGAAUGAAUUGUUAACCAGAAUUAUCAUUACACUAUUAUAGAAAUAUAGACAAAGAUUUGAAUGACAUUUAGGCUAUGGGUUAGUUAGCAUAGAGCUACUAUAUGAUGCAUAGAUGGGAUUUCACCGUUUCUGCACACAUGAUAGUGUGUCACCUGUGGAUGUGUGUGCCUUAACAACUACAGCACCUGCUCAGUACAACGACAAUGACUGAUAAGACAUGAUUUCUAUCAACUCACCUAUUUUCUUUAAGAACUAUUUUUUUCAUGCCAACGGUUUUUGUUUUUUGGCCCUAUCCCAUAGGUUAGAAUGGAAAAUAACAAAGCCUUGCCAAAUGAUCAGUGUCUGUAGACAGUGCUCUUGAUGAGGGAUACACUGCUACUGGGUGUUAGCCAGUGAGUAGGCUUUGCCAACUUUGGCCCAAUCCAUGCACAGUUCGGUUUUGACAGGAAAAACUAAGAGGAUGUGGCUGACGUGUAAACCGAUAUUUAAUUUUUGAAUUGGUUAAAAUGAGGUUAAGGUUAUGAGUUUGGUUAAGGUUAGAGUUAUGGUAAGGGUCAGUUAUAGAUUUUGGCUAGUUGGGCUGUCAAUGGAAUGCUGGUCAGAAAAGUCUCCUUAGUCUCUCCCAGGUUUGACCCCCCUCUCUAGUAUUGGCCCAGUCCAGUCUCCCCCCCACCCCACCAGUUCCAAGUUUGGAGCCCAGUUUACCACAACAACACUGUGUGUUUAUACUCUUAACAAGCCCAGUCUCCAUUGGUUCAAGUGAUCUACAUAUACCCCAACAUUUUGUUCUAACAUGCAAUAUGGAGCAAAAAACGCAUUUGACAGGACUCCUCUCAGCUACUUUGUUGACACCAUUAGGUGACAUUUACAUAUUUUCCAUAACAGAAAUACUCACUGUUCUUGCACUCAUUGUUGGGCUGAUUGAGCUGGUUGAAUGUUUUUUUCCAAUAGUCAUCUAAUGGUGAAUGUACAGAAACACAAUCAAGACUGUAGAUUUGGCGUGGGAACCACCUCAGUGACCUUCAAGUUUUAUACAAGGAGUUUGUAUUACGCUACUUUAUUUAUUACACUUCAUCACGUUAGCGAUUACUGUACAUGUGUAUGACUCUGUCCCAUACUCUAGCUUAUGCACCAGCACCAUCUACCUGCCUUGGCACAACACUGUAUGCCUGUUACUUUGAUAAGAACACCUUUGUAGUGUAGGUUAUAAUAUGGAACAUUUCCAUCAGAUGGUAAAUUAGCUGGAUAUAGAUAUUUUCUGCAAUGAGGGAAUGAAAAGGGAAGGGUUGUCAAAUAUCAAAUAGAUGCUAGGGGUUGCUGUCUUAGCUUCUCAAGAAAGGAAACCAGUGUGACCUCCUCUCUGUGAAACCCUCCUCACUCCGCCCAACUCACACUCAAAUAUAUACACACACACACACACACACACACACCAAACUCAUUACAGUUUUAGGUCCCGCUACAUCAUAAUUCCAUCCGUACAUGCAAGAGGAUCUCAGUCCUGUCAAAUGCGUUGUUCCUCCUUCCCCUUUCAGAUGUAUUUGUUUCCCACCACAUCUAUUUGCCUGUGAUUUCUCCCUCUGUGAAUACAGUGAAUGCAAUUUUCCUCUUCUGCUCUCUGUUUCAGGAGUCUUUCAUAAUGUGAAACAUUGUCAAUCUAAACACCCUUGCUUGUGCUAAAGCCAUUUCCAUUUCCAGGCAGACUGUUAAUAGUUACCACUGAUUGUCAGCCUGUUAGCUUUUGAGCACUUUAUAUGCAUGUGUAUAUAACACUGAGUAUUGGAAAGCUGUAUCCUGUGUACAGUGCUAUGUUCAUACUCUUCGUAUAUACUCUAAAUAUCAUGUAUAAAUGACCUGUAUUUUGUGUGUCGUCGUCCUUUCUGUUUUGAGUGUUCUUGAACAUCUCUCUCGCGUUCUCCUCUCAUGGGUUGGGGAGGAAUGCCUUGUCAUCUUAGUUUCAUGAAGUAGUUGUCAUGUGUUCCACUCAGAUAUGCAUAGGCCUACUUUACACAGCCUGCUCAGUUAUUACACAAGCAUCAUGGGAAGCUGUAAGCAUACAUUCCAUUGAACAGUACAAUAUAUCAAAUACAUUAGUUGUUAGGCAUUUUAGAAUAUUUAAGAAUAGAAACAUUCUUGCAGAAAAUGUGUAACUGAAUGUGCUUCUUGAAAACGCUGAUAUUGGGGUGAUUUUCUUGGUAAAUAAUAAUAAUAUGCCAUUUAGCAAACGCUUUUAUCCAAAGCGACUUGCAGUCAUGCGUGCAUACAUUUUUACGUAUGGGUGGUCCCGGGGGUCGAACCAAGUACUCUGUAUUUUUCCCUUGCUGGAUAUGAUCAUCUGUGAUGUCCCCUACUCUCCAUCCCUGUCACCUCUCCUACAGUACUGUCU
Molecule: messenger RNA, 7242 nt
Organism: Coregonus clupeaformis (lake whitefish)
Lineage: Eukaryota; Metazoa; Chordata; Actinopteri; Salmoniformes; Salmonidae
Product: protein bicaudal D homolog 1
Exons: 8
Coding region: 383-3730 (1115 amino acids)
Biological process (GO): regulation of microtubule cytoskeleton organization; positive regulation of receptor-mediated endocytosis; microtubule anchoring at microtubule organizing center
Cellular component (GO): Golgi apparatus; cytosol
Molecular function (GO): dynein complex binding; dynein intermediate chain binding; dynactin binding
Source: RefSeq, a predicted model, not a curated record